Chenopodium quinoa (quinoa) is the source of this 1632-nucleotide messenger RNA. RefSeq lists its product as uncharacterized. The transcript has 2 exons. NCBI's taxonomy places the organism in Eukaryota, Viridiplantae, Streptophyta, Magnoliopsida, Caryophyllales, Amaranthaceae. Bases 365 to 1342 code for a protein of 325 amino acids. The record is from RefSeq and is a predicted model, not a curated record.
UGAACUAAUCAUUUUCCCACAAAAUAAGAUCCGAUUUCUACCCUAAUGUCAUGUAAGACCCGUAUUUAAGACCCAAAAGGCCCAAAUGUUAUUUUCAAAAUGUUUCCAAGAAAACCGAAUAUGAUUGUCAAUUGUAUUCUACACAAACAAGUUGAUUGCAGGACAACCUAUUUUACCUCUUCAAAACAAAAUUAAAAUUUUCAAUUCAAGGUAAAACCCAAAUUGGGAUAUAAGCUUAAUGAAUCGAAAUUAAUCGAGGGAUUUUCAUUGAUAAAUGAACAGCUUCAAUCUGCAACAAAUCAUAUCAACUACUGAUAAGGAGUAGCAAUUGGCUAGUUCUGUAAAUCAAGUGCUUACGGGAGCCAUGUCAUCACUGAUUAGAACUCCAGUGCCCAACAUUUCUGUUCCUGGAUUUCGUUACCAGAGCCAGAAAUAUAGGAGGUUUACCAAUAAUCAUGUUGGACUUACUUUUCCAAAACUCCAUAUAAAACGCCUUUUGGUUUGCUGCUCAAAGUUGACACCAUGGGAACCUAAACCUCUUACGUAUGCACCCACCGAUGAAGCAGAACCCGAGCUUGUGGAAGAAACUCCCAAUUUAUUUGACACCCUUAAGUUGGAGGACACUGCAGCUACACCAGCUACUGAUUCUGAAAAAUUAGCUCAAAAAGCCAGCAGCCCAUCACGAGGGGCAGGUUUUCUGAAAUGGCCAUUGUGGAUCUUGGGUCCUGCUUUUCUUCUUGGCACUGGCAUGGUCCCGACUUUGUGGUUACCCAUAUCGUCUAUAUUUCUUGGGUCCAACAUUGCCAGCCUACUUUCCCUUGUUGGGCUUGAUUGCAUCUUCAAUCUCGGUGCAACUUUGUUCCUCCUCAUGGCUCAUUCUACCACCCAACCAAAAGACCCGAUGGAAGCUCCCCAAAGCAAGGCUCCUUUCAGUUACCGAUUCUGGAACAUGUUUGCUUCAAUCAUAGGCUAUGCUAUCCCCUUGGCAUUGCUCUUUGGCUCACAAAAGGGUUUCCUUCAACCACAGCUUGCACCCAUCUCAUACUUGGUACUUUUAGGUCCCUACCUCCUGCUUCUGUCAGUGCAGAUAUUGACUGAACUGCUGACUUGGCAUUGGCAAUCGCCUGUAUGGCUCGUAACUCCUGUUAUAUAUGAGUCCUAUAGAGUGCUACAGCUAAUGAGGGGUUUGAAGCUUAGUGCAGAAAUUAGUGCGCCUGCAUGGAUGAUGCAUACUAUAAGGGGGUUGGUGUGUUGGUGGGUGCUGAUUCUUGGUUUGCAGCUCAUGAGGGUUGCUUGGUUUGCUGGAUUCUCUGCUAAAACGCGUAAAGAGCAGAGAUCAUAACUGUAAAAUGCACCACCGGCUAUGAGUGUGGUCAAUAUUUUCUUAUAAUGUUGGUUUAGCUAGAAUCUUACCUUCUGACCGUUCUGGGAAUGGAUUUUCGUCUUUUUAAUGUACGUGAUGUAGUAGGAUGAUUGCUGGUCAGUUGUAAUGUCCUAGUUCAGUACUGUAUUUGUAACUACUUGUAUGUACUACUAGUAAUUAAACCUGAGCGACCUACAUUAAAUUUCAAAAUAAAUAUCAAAUGCCUCCCUUUAUUGGAAUAAAAUGCGACAGGCCCACAAUUAUCUUCU